Diaporthe amygdali is the source of this 2160-nucleotide messenger RNA. Its product is annotated as sister chromatid separation protein. Lineage: Eukaryota; Fungi; Ascomycota; Sordariomycetes; Diaporthales; Diaporthaceae. The record is from RefSeq and is a predicted model, not a curated record. The coding region runs from base 1 to 2160 and encodes 719 amino acids. The transcript has 2 exons. Gene Ontology annotation, cellular component: nuclear inner membrane. Gene Ontology annotation, molecular function: chromatin binding.
AUGUCCGACUCCGAGGUCGACUACCUGCAGCCCGAGUUCGAGCCUUCCUCGGUCACCAUUCCGCGCCUGCGCUCCAUCCUCGUCAGCCAGAAUGUCCCUUACCCCGCCACUGCAAAGAAGGCACAGCUCGUCGAGAUCUUCAAUGACACCGUUGCCCCACGAGCACGGAAGCUGCUGGCCCAGCGCCAGAAGGCCAAGAGGUCCAGCAUGGGCAUCACCAACAUAGACGGCUCCCAGGGCUACUCAGUCGCGAACCAGGACUUGGCACCGGUCCCAAGCUCAAGGCGGAGGGCUGUUUCUCCUCGCAAGUCCAACAGGAGCUUCAAGCAGGCUUCCGAAGAGCCCGACCAUCUGCCUGCACAGCUCUCUCUGAGUCCCAGGAAACGUCAGGCGCGAUCCGCCAGCCGACAGCUCGCCCAGUCAGACACCGACACCGACAGCCACUAUGAGAGCAGGCGCUCCCCGCGCAAGACAUCGCGUCAGCCAGAUCUGACUCCACAGCCAGAGGUCAAGAAAGAGUAUUCAGACGACGACACGCCAUAUCAGAAGCACUCCGCCGAGCCUGGCGCCGUCUUUACCAGUGACAACCCUUUCCAGAGCGGCAGCUCUCCCAUCCCCAUGGCAACCCCGUCAAACCGGAGGAGGACUGCCGGACAGGAUUCCACUGCAAAGAAAUCCACUGCAUCCUCCACCAGGAGACGCACAGAUGGUCCCAGCGCCGAUACAUAUGAGUCUGCAGGAUAUUCAAAAUCGGUGGCCGUUCCCGUGCCUGCCUUCACCCGCCCAAUGACACCUGUCACGCCUGAACCAGUGUUCGAGGAGGUUGAGGCUGGCGAGGAAUUCACACCUGACGAGCAACUUGCCCUUGCACAAGAAGAUGCCCUGAGAGCACAGACGGCCGUCGCGCCUGUUCGCCAGCCCAGACGCUCCACCAAUUUGGCAACACCCUUCUGGCUGCUCAUUACCGUCCUGCUCGGGUCUUACGGCGCCUGGUAUCGACAAGAGAAGAUUGCAGUUGGAUAUUGUGGGGCUGGAAGGCCUGCGCAAGAAAUCAUUCCCCGGCAGGUCGAGUAUAAAGACUUCAAGCUCGACGUGCCGGAAUGGGUCUUUCCGCUUGCCGAGCCUGAAUGCGAGCCGUGCCCACCUCACGCCUAUUGUUACGCCGACCACUCCGUGCGAUGUGAUGAGGGCUUCAUCCUGAAGCCCCAUCCCUUGUCUGCCAACGGGCUUAUCCCACUUCCGCCUACCUGUGAGGCUGACAGUGAGAAGCUCCGCCGCGUCAAGGCUGUCGCGGACAGGGCCGUGGAGGAGCUCCGGGACCGUAAGGCCAAGUUUGAAUGCGGUGAGCUCGUCAAUGAGAACGGCCAGGUGCCCGAGAACCCUAUGGUCGCAGUGGAGGAUCUGAAGGAGACCGUCAGCGAGAAGAGGAGUAAGAAGCUCAGCAAGAAGGAAUUCGAUGAUCUAUGGACCGCGGCGCUUGGGGAAAUCGAGCAAAGAGACGAGGUCGUUGUCGAGAAGAAGGAAGAGCCAGUAGACCCAACUUCUUCCAGUUCCGGAACCGUUUCAGACACCUACCUGGCGUCCACCUCUCUCGCUCGCCUUCCGCUCGGGUGCGCGGCCCGCCGCUCCGUCCGCCUCGGACUGGAACGACAUCGACUCAGCAUUGUUUCAGUGAUUUUCUCUGCUUUGUCGGUGCUGUACGGUCGUUCCAAAUACAGGACUCACCGCGCCAUCUCGGCGCAGAUUCCCGGCUUGGUCGAUCUGGUUCUCGAGAGAUUAUCGGCGCAAAAGGAGUUGGCGUACGAUGACGACGGCGAGGUUGACACAUUUCUCUUCUUGCCAAACCUACGGGACGAUGUUUUGCGAGCUGUACAUUCAAUCUCUCAGCGCGAGCGGAUUUGGAAGCGCGUUAAGGCCGUGAUUGAGCAGAAUUCUAAUGUGCGGACCGGUCAACGGGAGGGUGUGAACGGGGAAAUCGGCCGCGCGUGGGAAUGGAUCGGCCCCAGUGGGGCGGGCGAGACCGGCGCCCGGAGAAGAAGGACCAUCGCGCGGAGCUCUAUGAGCCCAGACGAUAUACAGCUUGGAGACGAGACUCCUUUUGUCGAUAGAGCGGGUGUCCAUAAGAAGUGGGAAGAGCCGGGCUCGAGACCGAUAUACUGA